UGCCUGUUUGCAGUCAAGAAGAAGAACUCCUGUGGGACUGGAUCCGGGUAGAAAGGUUUCACUUCUGCUUCUGUCCGUUUAUCUGUCAUCUGAGCUUCGAGCAGAGAAUCAGUGUGCGAGCACGACUCUGUACGGUUAUGAAGAAGAAAAGUGCCUCCCUGCAGUGUGACUAUCCCAUGGUGAUCGAAGACUCCAGCCUGGAGGACUGGAAGGUGAUUGGUGGUGGUGGGUUUGGACAAGUCUACAAAGCCAGGCAUCGUCGGUGGGGUUGUGAUGUGGCCAUUAAGUUGCUUCGUUAUGAUGAUGGGUCCAGUUCUGCUUUGCUGCAUGAAGUCAACAUGAUGCGUCAAGGAAGCAGCCCCCACGUUAUUUUGGUCCGUGGUGUUUUUAAGGGUCAACCGCCCUUAUCUGGAGCUACAGCACAGCUUGGGCUGGUUAUGGAGUUCAUGGAGAGAGGCUCCCUAUCCUCUUUACAGAACACAUUAUGUGGGCCCCCUCCUUGGCCCCUGGCCUUCAGACUAUCUCACCAGGUUGCCCUGGGGAUAAACUUCCUCCAUAGUCUUUCUCCCACUUUGCUCCAUUUGGAUCUGAAGCCCAGCAAUGUGCUGUUGGAUUGCUAUCUCAAUGCCAAGCUUACAGAUUUUGGUCUUGCCAGGUUGUCCUACAGCAUCACAAGGGUUUCAACAAAGGACAAUGAAGAAGGGGAAGGUGGAACAAUUAGCUAUAUGCCACCAGAGGCUUUUGAGUUGUCCUACUCCCCUUCUUGGGCUUCUGAUAUCUACAGCUAUGGUAUACUCCUGUGGUCCAUUCUCACAGGCAAACAACCUUAUGCAAAUGUAACCUCCACCAUCGUGAGGUUACGUAUCCCACAAGGUGAUCGGCCAUUGCUGCAAGAUAUCAAGGGUCAAACUGCAGGGCUGGAGAGGCUGAAGGAUCUCAUGGUUAGAUGCUGGGCAGCAGUGCCCAUCAACAGACCCUCCUCCCGAGAGUGCACAAAUGUGACAGAAGACCUGCAUAAAAUACACAAACGCACAACCGAUGAUGCUGUCGUACAUGUGUUAAAAAUUCUGGACCAAAGGAGAGCAGAAACAACUGUCAUGGAGGAGUUUCAGAGGGUUCAUAUCACUCCACUUGCAGCAAGUCCCAGAGUCGACGGUAACAGAUCUGAUAGCGUGCUGACAGGACGGCCGCCCGUUCAGGAAGUGGCAAGUGGUUUUCCUGCAAGUCAAGGAGGCAAAGCAAGAGUCAAAGAUCAUCCUUCACCUCAAUCUGCAAACAUGGUUCCUGAUGACUUUAGUUACUCAUCAACAGACCAUAAAGUGAAGCUGCGUCAUGUUUACACCUCUCAAGCGCCCCCAUCGCCGAGGACUUCCCCAAAAGUCAGGCCAGCAGCAAAUAACCAAAAGCCAUUUGAGCAAAAUGUGUUUCCACAGUACCAGCGUCAGCAUUCUGGACCUGACCCUUUCGUUUGUCUUCCUGGCUUUGCGGCUGGAGUUAAGAUUUGGGCAAGCAGUAUAAGUGGAUGUCAAAUUGGCGAUAAUAACCACUUGCACAUGAAGGUGUACACGUCAGAAAGGAAAAGACACCCAACAGCACCAUCCAGCAUCACCCUCCCAGUCCCAUCUCCACAUUCUGGACACUCCAAAGACAAGGCAGGAGGAGUUGGUUGAUCUCUAGGGAUACUUUUUCCUGAGUUUACCCAUUUUUCUCUGACAUUUGUCUGUGUUUGCACAACAGGAAGGUUUUGUAAGAGAAGCUCCCGACGUUGUUUGUUCCUCUUCUGCUUUGCUUUUGCUGGCAUUUUUUAAAUAAUGCAGCAAUUCUUUGGUAAUGGAAUUACAAUGAAAGCACAUUUGUAAUAGCAAGCAAAGAUAUGACUAGGUUACUGUCACUGUAAUUCAACUGCCAUAAAAUUGCCUAGUAGCAUAUUUGACAUCUGUGUGCUGGAUCAUCCACAAAGAAACAUGCCACAUGUCCAAAAUGUUGCAGCUGACAUUCACUGACAAUGCAAGUGAUCCUCCUCAUCUGAGUCUCCCAAAGUCACCAUUUGUUUGACACAAAGUCAUUUGAGGUGUUCCCAACUAUCCUCCAAAGAGACCUGGUACCAAAGACAUUGAGUCACCACCUUAGGUCAUUGGUUAGUUGGUGUCCAAGUUGCACAACCACAACCACAACGUAAGACAGGAAGGAACAGCACCACAAAGACCUGGGGCCUCAUGUAUAAAGACUUGCGUGGAUUUUCUACUGAAGCAUGGCAUACGAUAAAACCAAGAAACUGUUGUAUGCUCCUCUAACAACGCUAACACAACCAUUGUUAGUGCCAUUGUCUUUAUCACUUUGUGCAUGCUUUCAUAUCCACCCAUAUAACUGCAAACACGUGGGUUUGUUAAUUGUUCAUAAGUGUGUCUCUGGUGUGCACAUCACUCUGAUGACUUCUUGUUUUCACACAAUUAAGUUUCCCAGUAUCACCUCUAUAUUUCACCAGAGGAACAUUAACUGUAGAAAUGUGUGUAUGACAGCCAUGAACUUGGUGUGGGGCACUGCACAUUUCCCUGGUCAUUUCAAUUAUGAUAUUUCUGAGCAUGGAGACGAACGUACGCCAUGUUUUUGUGCGUAUGCAGCCUUUGUACUUGAUGUCCCAGGUCCUUCUUUCUCCUGUAAAGUGAUAUCAGCAUUAACAAACACCUUCGGUGAUCUCAUGACUCUAUAAGCUUUUCCCUGGAGUCUUCUGACCGCCAAGGCCAAGAACCCAGAGAAAUGAAUGCCACUGCGGAGAUAAGUGAAUAUGUCUGGAAGUUCAACACUUUCCCCACGAGUCCAGGAAUGUCAACAAAAGCCUGGACUGGCAGUUGCAGACCCAGACACUCCAGCUCCCCUCUCAUCCUCUCAAGUGCUCAUUGCUUGCUCACUGUUUCUGCAAAGAUCACAGCAUCAUCCGCAAAGUCAAGGACAGCAAGCCUUUCCUCGCCCACCCACAGGGAAGGCACUGUCUAAUUCCAUUUAGCAAAUAUUUAACAGAUAUUGUUUUCCAUUUAGUGUUUGUUGGCCAUUCACUAAUUAUUUGCUUUGAUCAGACUGUUAACAUGCUGGAUUUUUUUUUUUUCUGUGAACACUAAAUCAACCUGUAAUGUGCAUAUAAUAACUUUAAUAAACUGUAACAAACUAUGGAUAGAUGGAUGGAUUUGGACUUUGUGUUCUGAUCCAACACAAGUGUCUGAAGUCCACCCUGUUGGUAAUAUCAGCAUGAUCCAUGUGGUACAGAGGAAUAUUUGCAAGUAUUUUUGAUCCAGGCCUGCACUGACAUAUUAAAUUGGAUGAUUUAAAUUAUAUAUAUGUAUUUUUUUUAAUAAAUGUACAUGCAUAUUAAAAUUUUACCAAUUCAGUGUGUUGAAGGAACACAACAGUCUAAACGGAAAUAAUUCAAGGGUUUGUCUUUUAAAAAAUGACCAUUUUAUGUGCUUCUAAAUUGAUUAUAACAAAAAAAUCUAAGGCUUUGCAAACAUCAGCAAUGCAACUUUUUUUGACCUACUUAAAAAAAAAAAAAGUGAAUAGAUUUAUGGUUCAGUUAUUGAGUUCUCUCUCUGUAUUUCAGAGUGGUAACAGGUUCCAAACCCAUAAUAGUUUAUGAGCAAUGUGAAACCUUUGGUUCCAUUUGCAUAAAGAAUGGGCCCUUGUUGCAUUGCCAAGAAUUGUUAAGACCCACAGAAUACCCAUUUUAAAACAAAUUCUGAACAUAAAUAUUUUAAUCAAAUGUCCUAAGAACUACGAAUAAUUUUUUAAAUUAUUUUACUGUGUUUUUUAUUGCAUUGUGUUUUGUUAUAUUUAUUUACUGCACAAUUUUUGCAUUGUGCAAGAUGAAAUAUACCUCGAGCCACUAGGGGUGCUGGAGAUAUUUUAGCUUGAUGUUUUGACAAGUUGUUCCCACCAUUUUUAUUCAUUCAUUCAUUCAUUCAUUUAUUUAUUUCUGUUCCCGCACUGAAUUACAGUGUUAUAGUGAUUGUUAUAGUUAUAACUGGAUAAUGGAUUGUGGUUUUAAUUACCUUCACCAAGUGACACAACAGACUGAAGUUACACAAUCACCCAAACUCUCUGUCUGUGUACAAUAUAUGUCUUAAAGUAUUUUGACAGUUGUUGGCAAUAAUUAAAAAGAGAUGGUGUUUAUUGGAUCUGUAAUGGUGUUGGUAGGUGUACAGCAUGUACUUUCCAAAUGGACAUCACUUCCUGUAUUGUUGAAAAGUCCUUUUAUUUCUCUUAAUUCUAAAAUAUCUGUGAUUUUAUUCAACAAUGUAACAUACAACAUAUUUGUAUUGUGUUCAUGAGUAAUUUUGACAUAAAACACAAGUGUGCAAAGUGCUCACACAGGCCUCUGCUGUGCACCGCGGCGUUGACACUAAUCAGUUGUGAUGGCUGUGUGUGAACCUGGCAGGAUCCUGGCACCAGAUCCUGUCCUUCGCUGCCAGCUCUCCAUCUGCUACCGAACGACAGUGAUGAACUUACACAGAAUACUGUAGACCCUUUUAUUGUUUGUUUUUAAAUGAUUACACAAAAUCUACAAAAUGGAUGCUAACAGCGUUACGGUUACAUGUGAAAACUGUAUCAGUGAUGGUAUUGGAACAUGUUUUUCUGAAAAACUGUGAUGGUGCAAAGCCUACUGUUAACCAGAAGACACCUCUCAGUGCACAGCAGGGCUGCGCUCUAUUUUCAGAACAACCAGCUGUCAGUGAUACAACAGGACAGAAUGAUUAUAUAUCACAUGUAAAGUGCAGCAGAGACAGUUAGGAAGCUAUAAAAAUGUUGCAUGUGGUAAACGUCUUUGGCAAACAUGAGAGCGAAAUAUCACAUUUAUUAUCUUUAACAUUAAAUCACUUUUAAAUUAAUCUGCAAUAACUAUCAGGUAAUAUGGU
Thalassophryne amazonica is the source of this 4904-nucleotide messenger RNA. RefSeq names its product receptor-interacting serine-threonine kinase 3 (gene ripk3). Gene Ontology annotation, biological process: protein phosphorylation. NCBI's taxonomy places the organism in Eukaryota, Metazoa, Chordata, Actinopteri, Batrachoidiformes, Batrachoididae. The transcript has 13 exons. Bases 138 to 1670 code for a protein of 510 amino acids. The record is from RefSeq and is a predicted model, not a curated record. Gene Ontology annotation, molecular function: JUN kinase kinase kinase activity; ATP binding.